AUGUUUGGCACUCAGUUGCUCCAGCCUCAGCCCUUAGGGACCAGACCCAGCGAGAGCAAAUCUCAUUCUGGUGACUUUGGGCUUCCUGAGCCUGAGGAAGUCUACAAGUGUCCAGCCAUGGAGUCCAAAGAGGGCAGCUUGAGUAUGCUGGAGGGUCCAGGCCAGGCCAGUCUUUUGGACCUCGAAGAGGAAAAAGGUUUGGGUAACAUUCCUUGUGGAACCAGGGAAGAUGGGUCCCAGCAGUCAAGUCCUCUUCUGGACCAUUUGGUCAGUGGUCAAGCCCCUGGGAGUUCCCAAGAGACAUGUGGCACCAUCCAGGACUGGAAGGUGGUUAGAGUCCAGCCUGUCAUGAUUUCCAGCCGCAGCUCAGCCCCCAAACCAGCAUUGUGUCGGAGUACCAGUUUCACUGAGAAGGACUUGAAAGAGGCCAAAGCUCAAAGCCAGCGGAUUGCUGCCCAGCUGACCACUCCUCCCAGCUCCAACUCCCGUGGGGUCCUGCUCUUCCACAGGCGCCGGCAGAGAGUAAAUGAGUUCACCUUUGAGAGCUUUGGGAAACAAGGACAGAAACCUAUCCCGGGGCACAGCCCUCCAACCCGCCCUGUUGAGACUCCAGACCAUGUUCCAGAAUUCUGCUUGAAUCGUACCCCCCAAGGCUGUUGUCCACACCCCUCUUCAUCCCUUGGUCCCCAGGCCCCAGAGGUAGGGAAUCCUUGCUGCAGUAUGGAGGGCCAAGGGGAGAACAUGAGUGUCCUGACCCAGAGAUCCCUGGAGAAGGCAGCCAGUGAAGAAGAGGAGAUACCUUUGGUGGUUUACCUAAAGGAAAAUGCAGCCUUGCUCACAGCCAAUGGACUCCACCUGUCUCAAAGCAAGGAAGCUCAGCAGGGUCCUUCAUUGGCUGAUACAAAUGCUCUCUCUGUAGAUGUUAAUCAGAAUCCUUCCCUGUCUGAGACUACACCUACCACGUUAAUGAGUGAUGUCAACCAGAACCCGCCGGUGAUGGAUGUUGGGCAGACUCCAUCCGUCUCCAGCACCAAACAAAAUGUAUCUGAAUCCCAGGUACAGCAGGAUGUUCCUGUGGCUGACCUGAAGCCCAGCACUCUGCUCAUGGAUGAGAAAAGCCUCUCACCAGAUCUAGACACCGGCUCUAGUGUACUCAUUCCUGAAGGGAAGCCAAGCCCGCUAUCUACCAAUGGCAAGACCAGUCCCUGCUCUGGGGAGGCUUCCCCCAGCUCCACCACGAAUGCCACCGUCUCUGAUGUCAAGUCUAGUGUCUUGGUCAUUGAUGUCAAACCCAGUGCCUCAGCAGUGGGACUAGAGCUGUCUGGGUCAGUCACCGGUGCCCCCGCCCCUAAGCAGCAUAGCGAGGUCCACCUCACUCUGGCCAAACCUCAGUCCGUGGUGAACAGGACAGCCAGGCCAUUUGGAGUCCAGUCCCAAGGGAUCAAUAGCCAGUUGGAACGGAGUCCAAUGAUGGAGAGACGCCCUAUGGGAGAGAGGAGCCCCAGGGCACAGGCACACUCAAUAGGGGACAGAAGUCCACAGGUCCAGAGGCAUGUUGUAAUGAUAAGAAGCCCAAUGAUAGAGAGGAAGACUUUGAGAGAGAACAGUCCUACUGCGGAGAGAGUAGAGAAGCCAUUGAUGGUGGAGAGAAGUCCUGCUUUGGAAAAGCGACCCCUGGGGAAUUUCACCCCACCGCCCACCUAUGCAGAGACCUUGUCCACAGCCCCUCUGGUCUCUAGGGGCAGGUCUCCGCCUUCCUAUUCUGUUCUGUACCCCAGCACUGAACACAAACAAGCACAUGUCAAGGGCCCUAGCUACGGGGAGGGCAAAUCAGCAUCUGUGACCAAGACUGGCAUCUUGGAGGAGUCAAUGGCCCGUCGGGGCAACAGGAAAUCCAUGUUCACCUUUGUGGAAAAGCCCAAGGUGACCCCUAAUCCAGAUCUCUUGGACCUGGUCCAGACGGCUGAUGAGAAACGGAAGCAGAGGGACCAGGGGGAGCUGGGCCCAGAGGAGGAACCAUUUGCCCUCGGGGCUGAAGCAUCCAAUUUUCAGAAUGAGCCAGCUCCUAGGGACUGGUCCAGCCCUACCUCUGAGGAUGCCCUCCCAGAAUGGUCAUCAUGCCUGAAGUCACCCAGCAUCCGGGCUAAGCCUAAGCCCAAACCAAACCAAAACCUCACGGAGGCCACUGGCAAGGGAGCUGAGCUAUACGCCCGACGUCAAUCUCGAAUGGAGAAAUACGUCAUAGAGUCACCAGGCCACGCUGAGCUGGCCCGCUGCCCAUCUCCCACCAUGUCUCUGCCUCCUUCCUGGAAAUAUUCCAAUGCUCCAGGGUUCCAAGGCUUCCGGGUGGCAAGCCGGAGCCCAGCCCGAACACCACCUGCAUCUCUGUACCACGGCUACCUGCCAGAGAACAGGACUCCACGCAGGGAGGUGGAGCCCACCAAACAGCAGCCUUACCAGCUCCAGUCCUCGCUCUUUGUUCUCACACCCUCCAAGGAGCCAGCCAAGGCCCCGGGGAGAGCAGCCUCACCUGCCAAGCCAGUGUCGCUAGAUCUGGAACCCAUGGGGAGGCUGGCACCCUGCCCGCCUAGUUCGGUUCUUCCCCCUUCUCCUGCCCUGCCUCGGCCAGUACGCUCUUCACCUGGCCUGACCCCCUCCCCGGUGGGCCCGGGAGGCCUUGUGCAAGACGUUACCCAGAUGAGUGGUGGCAGCCCCACCUUUGGGGGCGAAGUCUCCCCGGUGUCUCCUUCCCGGGCAUGGUCUCCGAGAGCCAAAGGCCAAGCUCCUCGACCUUCGUUCUCCACCCGGAACGCGGGGAUUGAGCCCCAGGAAAGACGGGAAUGUCGCCCCACCUCCCCUUCUGAGGCCCCCAGUUCACCGAGGCCUGCCAGCAGCCUGGAUGGCUGGGUGGGCCGUGGCCCUUCCGAGUCCUGCCAGAUGGUCACUGCGAGCAGUCCCCCACCCCCCCCACCCAUGUCCCCCUCCUGGAGUGAGCGCUCCUUGUCCCCAAUGCAGGCCGAACCCAAGGGCAACAGCCGCCAGCUUCAGGCCCUGGUUGCCAGGAACAUCAUCAAUGCUGCCCGCCGCAAGAGCUCUUCUUCCCCCAAGUCUCCAGGGGCAGAAUGGCUGAGGCCCUUCUCAGCCACCCAGGCCCUACCUCCUGCCAGCCCCAGAGGGCUGGGCAGCCCAUGCCCUCCCCUAAAAAGCCCCCUGGGAGAUGGCCACCGCCUUUCCUCCCAGCCGGGUGGCACCUUCUCCCCCAUCUUAAAGAGCCCCCUGACUGUGGCCCAGGCGCCCUUUGGGGACAGCCCCCGGCCCUUCCUGGCAGCCAUCAGCUCUUGCUCCAGCCCCAGGAACCCAGGCAGCAGCAGACCCUUAGGCUUCAGGAGCCCCCUGCCUUCACCUAGCCUGCCCGCUCGCUCACCGGCCAAGCCCUACACCAGUCGCUCACCCACAGACUCUGAUGUGUCCGUCGACUCGGAGGACUCAGGAGUCAAGUCCCCUGGUAUCCGCGGCUACAACAUCUGCCCCCGAGGCUGGAAUGGGGGCAGCCUGCGGCUCAAGAGAGGCAGCCUCCCCUCGGAGACCUCCUGUACAUCCUAAGAUGCAGUGGGGUUGGGGGUGGGGAGAGGCACUGCCUGGUGGUGGGGGCGAGGUUUUGGGGCACAGGGAUACCUAGGCGGGGGCCGGGGGGGGGGGGCUGAAGACGGCUCUGGCCAGCUGACGUGCGAGCAUUCUCUACUUUUCCAAUCUCCCCUUUGGAGAGGGGAAUACUGAGCACCCAUGGUGAACCAAACUUUCCCGUUUCUUUCCCACCACUCCUGCCACCUAGUGGAGCGGUUAGGCCCUGGCCAGUCCCCCCAAACCAAUUCCACGCCCCAGCAUCCUGCUCGCUCCGGGACCAGACAGGUGUGAAGAGCAGGAGACAGCUCAGGAGCAGAGAGCCGAGCCGCCUCUGAAUGGGGCCUGCCCCUCCCUGCCAGGCUCUGCUUCUGACACUGAUUCCAGGCAGCUUGGCUGGUGUCAAGCGUUUUCCAUCCCCUCCAUGACCCCAUCCUCUAUUUUUACCACAGUGACCUUUAAAGGCAGCUUAGUCUCUGCUAGUCCUUUAGGUGCCAAACUGCCCCACCAGCCCUGGAGUUAGGGCAGACGAGCGAGGGAGAAUUGGGAAGAAGAAAACUCAGACGGAGAGGAGUGGUGGUCCUGCGCUGUGCACUGAUUGGUGGGUUCAGGAGACCCGUGUGUCUAUUCCAGAUGCUGUGGGGCCUCCAGAAUGAGAGGUUCAGCAUAAGAAAAUCAUUCCCCUUCCAGCAUUGCGAUUUAUAACAAAAGUAGGACAGUAGAAGAUCAUUGGAAAAAACCAGGGAAUGUCCCUAGGGCAUUCCCCCCUGAUGUUUCUUUCCCUUCCCUUGAAUACCUCAUCCUACUAUCCCACCCUGGGAGAAAGAGGAAGGUCUUAACUGGGCAAAGGGUCUCCCCAGUGUUUUGCCAGGAUGCAGAUCUCCUUGGGCAAAGAGGAGGUAAAAGGGACAGACUAGGGUUUCACAUUAGAUCAGGAUGUAUUGGCAGUCCUGUGGGGAGGGACUAGGGAUAAGUAGAAGUGCUCUUCCCUUCUACUUUGGAUCAUCUCUCUCCUAGGUGUCAUUCUACCUUCUUUAAACUCCUGUCUCCUGCCCUUUGUGGGAACUCUGCCCCCCUGAGGUGGAAUCUGCCUCUUCCUGCUCUUUGGGGAGCUGCAUUCACCUGGGGAUUGCCUGUCUGGAGAUCUGGCCCCAGGAACUUCAGCUGUGUUUCUCUCAUCCCCACUGGGCCAAAUGCCCCUCAAAUCCAGAGCCCUGUGCCAGAGUUAUGGCCCUGAGCCCUACUAGAAGAGUAGGAAGCAGUUGGUUUGAAAACCCAGGCCCAUGGCCCCUCCUGGGGGUAUAGUCUGGCUACUGCAGGGUUCUCUUGGUCUUUGAUGGAGGCUGGGAACACAGGGCUCAUUCAGGAAGGUCAGGGAUGUGGCUGAAGGCCAGGACUGAUGAAGAUGUGUGUGGGUGCACCAGGAACAUCUUGCCUAGAGGCUACCCAGCAUGUGGGGAAACUAGUCUCCAAAAGCCUCCAGAAGAAACAGGAAUGGGGAGGCUUUGGAAAUCCCUAGGCAUAUUAGGUCCCUGAAGCCAGGACACCUCAGAAGGGAUAGGUAACAGGAGGCAUGAAGGGGCAUAGUUGAUAUACUAGGCUUUUCUAGUCUUUAGGCUGGAGAGUCACAUUCUUACCCAGUGCAUAGACUCCUUGGGCUUAUCUCUUGGGAUGGGAUAAUUGAGAGACCUCCUCCACUAAGACUCUGAAGGAAGAUGGGCUGGCUGCAUCUUUGAUUCUAGGCUGAGAUCAAGUUCCUCCAAAGAGGUGAAAGACAAUGAAAAUAAGACUCUUUUCUCUGGUUCUCUUCAAUCUACUUUCCCAACAGUGAUUCUCCUCAUCCACCUCAGGCCUCUGACCCCUUUCUCAUUGUGAGGCUGCCCAUCUCUUGGGUUUGUCACAUCUUAUCCUCAUCCCCUCGAUAAAUAAAUACCCACAUCAUGUCAGAAAUUUCCUGUGUAAUGAACUACAUUUGGAAAACUCAUCUUUCCAUCUAUGCUUUUUCUAGCUUCCCAGGGUCCAGGAGGGCUAGUGGAAGAACUAAAAUUCCAUUAGGCUUAGUUCCAGGUCAGAUAGGCCUGUCCUGUGGGAUCUGAAGGAGGUAUUGUAUUAGGUUGUCUUUUUGACCAUCUCUAAUGUGACCGAAGGUAUGGAAAAAGAUGGGCCCUGUCCUUACUGGGAGAGCACAAACCCAUUAGCACCAGAAGUAGAAUCAAGGGUGCCCCUAACCUGACCCUAACAUUUCAUUUUGGUGAAUUAUAAAAAAGCCCUCUAUGCAGAAUGAAGAGCUAUGGGUUUUGGUCUCAGUUCUGCCAUUAACCAUGGAACCCAGGGGUAAACCCUAUGACUUCUCUAGGUCUGUUUCCUCAUCUGUAAAAUAAGGGCUUUCAAAAAAGCCCUUUUCAAAAAAAAGACAUUUCAAUUUCUCCUUGCUUAAAAUGCUAUGUGUAUGGAGUUCUGAAGGCAAGGAAUUGCCACUAGAGGUUUUUAUUUUGGCUUGCAUUUAAUGUCAAUAAAAAAGGGGGAGAUUGGGCCUGGGUGGAGGAUUUGAGCAUCAAUGGUGCACCCCAAACCAGUCAUGUAAAUCUAUUAUGGUUCCAGGCUCUCUAGCAAAAGAUCUAGAGAGUGAGGACUUUAACUCCUAGGGAGGAGUUGGAGUCACUUCCCUGAGACUAAAAUCCUAGGACCAGCUAUUUAUUGGCAAAUCCAGGCUCAGAAGUAGGAUGACUUGCUAGGUAUCACUGGACAUCAUGCAGACUCUAGGAAUGGUUGGAAUGCUGGGAUCUGGGGCCUGCUAGAUUCUAGGAAUUUAGGGAAUGCUAGAUUAUGGGAAUUUAGGUUUCCCUGAGAUACCGGCAUGCUAUCUCACAUCAAGGCCCCACAAGAUUCUCCUAUCAAGGGUUAUCUUGCCUUUUACCAAUCUGACAAGGAGGAAGGAAAGCUGACAGAAGCUUUUGUAACUUCCUGGCCUUGGUUUCAUGCAUCCCCUUCCCUGGUCCAGAUUCAUAGGAGAUGGGAUGUCAACCAGGAUGGCCUCUGUCUUAGCUUCAGUGUGAAGGUUUUCUAAGGCUUAAAGAGGUCAGUUCUUUUGGGACCACAGGAGAACCAAUCUGGAGGGCUCUUGAGCUGAAGUGGGGCAAUAGCCAAAAUGGGACUCUGGAACUAGAGCUAUAUAGAAUAGCUUAAUAAGUUUAAGGGCAACCUAGUCUAGGACUAGGUAGUUUUCUUUCAUAUGUCUCUUAUUUUCAUGCUAUUUUUAAGUGUGUAUAUUCUUUCCCCUUGUAAAUAAACACUGGAAAAUCCACUCUUAUGAUCUUCAAGUAUGUAGAGAUGGAGGGAAAAGUCAGAGGAGAAAGAAGAAGCUUAUGCAAGAGGGCAGCAUUCCUAAUUGUGACCACGGAAUGGGCAAGGUAGUUAAGAACAAAGUGUGGCAAAUUUCUGAACCCAGGAAACCAACUAAAUUCAGGAACCAGGAAGGUUAACAGGCUUGGUGAUUUGACUUAGGAAUUCAGUUAUUGGGGAAGGUUUAGAAAGUAGUAAAAGGUCAUAAAAAUAAUCUCUAAUAAAAGGUGACACAUUACAAAGUAGUUAUUAUUAAGGCUAUCUGGUAUGAGGAAAAAUAAGAAAAAAAGAUCAGAGAAAUAGAAGAGAUACAUCAGACAUCCAACCAAAUGCAUACAGAAGGAUAUUGUUUGAGAAACUAUUGAAAACAAAAAACAGAUAAAAGAUUCAUUAUUUAACAAAUCUAAUUGGGAAAACUGGUGGAAAUUUGGAUGGAAAUGUACUUAAUCUCACAUCUUAUAAACAUAUAUAUUUUAGUAAAUUCUGGCUGGAUAACAGAUUUACACAUUAAAAAAAUUUUAAGAAGGGAGAAAACAGAAUGUAUUUACCUUAAAUGUGAUGAUUAGAAGACUUUUUUUUCUAUUUAUCAAAUGGAAGGACUAUUGCAAACUAGAUGUAUUUGAUGACCUUAAAUAAAAAUUUUGUAUAAUAACACUUUUCAAAAGAGGAAGACAACAGUAAAUAGCCAUGUAAUGCUCAUUCACACUAGUAGUAAAAUUGCCAAUUAAAGUACCAUUUGAAGUACCAUUUCACAAACAUCAAAUUGGCAAAAAUAAUAAAAUGAAGCAGGGUAGUGGAGAAACAGUACACUCAUUCAUUGCUGGUAGAAUUGCAAAAUUGUAGGAUGUUUUUGGAAGGCAAUCUGGCAGUAUACUAUAAAAGUUAAAAAAUAAUCAUACCUUCUUUUUGUAAGUGUUAUCAAUAACAAUGACAAAAGCUUUCUAUUAAAUUAUUUUCAUAAUAGCAUUAUGUUAUUAAAAAUGGAAGCAAUGAAAAAAUCUAUAAUGGGAACACGGCUAAAUAAAUGGUGAUACAUUUGUGCAAUGGAAUCCUAUAAUAUAAUAUGAGGAAUAUAAAAAAAGAAAAUAUUUUUAUGAAAUGAUGAAAAUUGAAAAAAGGACCUGAAAAACAGUACACACCAAAAACAGUCAGGAGAAAAGAUGGAUAUUUAAAAUGUCUGAGAAGUUAUAUUUUUUAUUAAGACUAGUUGUAUUAUGUUCAAUAUUAAACUUAUGGCAAAUUAAUUAAAAAUGAAAAUGGUGACAUUUAACCUCCAGAAGACUUAGACAGAACAUGAUAUCUAACUUCAAGUAUUAUAAAAGUUUAAAGGUAGAAUGACAGGACUUAGCAACAGAUUGGAUAAGGGGGAAUGAGAGAGUAAGGAGGACAGGAUAUGUUGUGAGUCUGGGUAACAGAAGAUGAUGGUGAGCUUGACAGUAAUAGGCAAGUUAGGAAGAGAGGAACCAUUGGGGGAUGGGGUGGGGAGAAAGAAGGUUUGGACAUAUGGAGUUUGAGAUAUCUGUGAGACUUUUGGUUGGAGAUGUCCAAUAGGAAGUUGGAGAUUCAAAGUUAGAGAUCAGGAGAGAGAUUAGAGCUGGAUAAUCAGACCUGAGAAUCAUCUGCCAAGGGAGAACUGAAUCUAUGGGAGCUGAUCAGCUCACCAAAUGAAAUAGUAUAGGGGCAAAAGACAGGAGGUCCCAGGGCCAUGCCUUGGAGAACACCCCUGGUUAUUGUGUGGAACUUGUUGAAGAUGCAGCAAGAGAAACAAACUGAAGAGUAGGAGAGAACCAGCAGAGGUGAGUAUCAUGAAAACCUGGAGAGCAGAGUAUCAAGAAGAGGGUGAUUGACAGCAUCAAAGCUUCUGACAGAUCAAGGAUGAGGACUGAGAAAAGUUCAUCAGAUUUGGCAAUUAGAUCAUUGGCAACUUUAGAGAGCAGCUUCAGUUGAAUAAGGCCAAAAGUCAGACUGCAGAAUUAAGAGAGUAGGAAGAAAGGAAAUGGAGUUAUUUUUUGGAGGCAGCCCUUUCAAGUUUAGCCAUGAAAUCGAGUAGAGAUAUAUAGAGAUAGAGAUAUAGCUAGCAGAGAUGGACAGAUCAAGUGAGGGUUUUGAGACUGGGGGAGACAUGGGAUGGAAUGGAAUCACUUGUGCAUAUCUAGAGGUUUGCCUUGAAAAAAAGGGCCACCUCUUCAUGUGAGGUGAGGGUGAAGAAGAUACUGGGGAAUGGUAUACAAGUAAUAUGAGAUAAAAGAGGAGAAGAGGGAGCUCUCAGCACACUCCUGAAGAGGAUGGGAUCAAGGGCAUAAAUAUGUGUACUUGGGGUUAGUCUUAGCAAGAAGGGUCACUUUAUUCUGAGAUGGGAGAAAAGUAGGAAGGUGUAGGUAAAGACAAAGAGAGGUUUUGAGAUAUGGAGGAGUGGAAAGUGAGUUGUAGUGAGGUUGAGGAACUGAGGGAAGAAGAGAUUUGGAACAGCCACUAAGAUAGAGAGUUAUCAGUCAGUCAGAGAUGAAUAAAAAGAUCAAUAUGUACUGGAAAGGUUAGAUAGCAUGAGUUUGUAAUCCACUCAUCUGUGUAAUUUAAUGACUUCUUCAGUAGCUUUGGAAUAUGUAUAUGGUGGUGACCCAGAAUUGACAAUUAGGAGGGCAUGAAAGCUAAUGGCUAAAGGAUUCAAAGGGGGAGGUUAGUACCUUAGACUGUGAAAGGUGUCAAAUAAGUACAGAACAAGGGUGAUGGAUUGGAAGGAGGAACUGAGAAACACAAAAUUUAUGGAGAGGCAGAAGGAUAGGAAAUUGUGUAUGAGCAGAAACAGAAUUUCAGUAUUUAAGACCCUUGGGGUGUACAAUUUUAGGGAAUGUUGAGGUCUAAGGGGAACAACCAUUUAAGUGAUGAUGGUAGACAGAGAGGUUAUGGGAAGUCCAGACCUAAUCAUGUCAUUCCUCCACUUACAAAUUUUCAAUGGCUCCUUAUUUCUGCAAGAAUAAAAUUCUUAGCCUGCAUUUAAAGACCUCCACAAUCUGAUUCCCACACCUGGUAUUAUUUCAUUUUACUUCUCUUCUUGAGCUCAACCUGGCAUGCUAGCUGUUGUCUCCCCAACAUAGGCCAUCUCUCCAAUUCCAAGCUUUGUUCACAUGGUCCCUUAUGUCUGGAAGAAUGAACUUCAUCAUUUCUACCUUGUAAAUCUAGGGAUGGUACAGGUGCCAUCUCCUACAUAAGAACUCUCCUAAUUGCCCAGUUAUUAGUGUUUGUCCUGAAAUUACAUGACAUGCAAUAACAAAUUUCCACAUAUGUUUUCUGAAAUUAUAUGAUCCAUAUUGACUCCCUCCCUCCGUUACCUUCCCUCUCUCAGAGAUGUUAAGUAAUUUGAUCUGGAUUAUAAAAAUGUAUUAUUGUGCGAAACAUACUUCCAUAUUGGUCAUUGUUGUAAGAGAAUACCGAUAUAAAACCAGACCCCCCCCCAAAUAAAACCAUAAAUAAACUAGUGUGGAAGAUGAUAUGCUUUGAUCUACAUCUGACUCCAACAGUUCUUCUAUGGAGGUGAUUAGCAUUCCCCAGCCUAAGCCCUUCUGAAUUGUCCCAGAUCAUUGCAUUGCUGAGGGUUGCCAAGUUGUCGGUUGAUCAUCGUACAGUAUUGCUGUUACUGUGUACAAUGUCUCCUGGUUCUGCUUAUUUCUCUUUGCAUCAGUUCAUGUAGAUCUUUCCAGCUUUGAAAUUAUUUUUGUAUAUACUUUGUAUUUACUUAUUUGUUUGUAUAUUGUAGGCCACCAGUAGAAUGGAAUGUAAGCUUCUUGAGAGCUGAGACUUAUUUUUCUUUUAAAUCUAGCCUUUACCCACAAAGUUCACUUAAUAAAUGUUUGUUGGACUUGA
Molecule: messenger RNA, 10824 nt
Organism: Monodelphis domestica (gray short-tailed opossum)
Lineage: Eukaryota; Metazoa; Chordata; Mammalia; Didelphimorphia; Didelphidae
Gene: SYNPO
Product: synaptopodin
Biological process (GO): modification of dendritic spine; positive regulation of actin filament bundle assembly; spine apparatus assembly
Cellular component (GO): stress fiber; Z disc; spine apparatus
Molecular function (GO): actin binding
Source: RefSeq, a predicted model, not a curated record